This is a messenger RNA of Coregonus sp. 'balchen', 29900 nucleotides long. The record is from the annotation of a GenBank genome assembly. Lineage: Eukaryota; Metazoa; Chordata; Actinopteri; Salmoniformes; Salmonidae.
AUGGAUGAACGCUUCUUCCUCUCUGUCAUGGAUGCCAUGGUUGCCCUUAGUUUGAAGAUGUAAUCAGGAGAAAGGUGUUUUAUACAACAGCCUUCUGUGUGUUCUCUUUUUGACUUCUUCCGCAUAUUUGCAAUCAAAUGCCUCAAUUUUCUCCAUCACUGAUUUAAAAACUCGGUCCUACAGAAAGUGAUAUCACUUCAUGAUAUCUUUCAAAAAAGCUGUGUAUGAAAGGAUUACCUACACAUACUGAGCAGCUCACGUUAUAGACAGAAGCUUGUUACAUGGCAGACCAAUCCGAACUAAUCUCUCGGCAUGUCCAGCCCAGCCAUUAUCUCAGCCAAUCAUGGCUAGCGGGAAGGUUCCUGUCUUUUUCCGUGGCUAAACCAACUGGGCUCGUAAUUUUUUUUCUCUUCGUAUUUACAGAUGGCAAACAAGUUUGUUAUUAAGGCACAUGAAAGUUGACAUGUUCCAGAAGGAAUUUCUGCCAAAAAACGAAUUUUGAUUAAAAAAAGAAUAAUUACGUUCAAAUGCCUCUCCUGUGGAGUAGUGACGCGCGACAUACACCUAGUUUCCUGAAACGAGUCACGUGUGUGUGUGUGUGUCUAUGUAUGUGUGUGUGUGUGUGUGUCCAUUCUGGCCCGCAGCGGUCACGGUCCAAUCCCCCAGCUCCCUAACUGUCAGAACAGUCAGCCAUGGUUCAACCGUCCAUGACGUCCUGUUAUUUGCUGCAAACCUGUCCUCAUCUCCUGUCAUGAUAAUUCACUUGCACUGUAAAAAAACAAUGUAGUUGAUUUAACUAACUAUUAUUUAGUAACUGGUUCCACAGCCUUUUUUAGUUUACCUAACUUUUCGGUCAGUGUUACCUGAACUUAACAUUUUUAGUUGCCCCAAAUUUAGCUCCAACUUGAGAAAACUUAGGCAAACAUUUUUAUAGUGAUUUUAACAUACAAUAUUUGGCACACGUUGACAUACAAAUGAUCAUACAUUGAGUAUGAUCAUGUAUAAAGUAAUUAUUAUUCAACAUGGCCUCACCUGGGAUUGGAACUCACAACGUCUUGGUUCUCAGCAUUCCAAUCUUCCUGCUGCGCCAUUAUUACUGUGUCUAUGACUUUUUUCACCUGAAUUCCUACACUUUGCACUUCAAAGUAAAUCUCAGCUCUGUUAAAAGUACACUCAAGAAAAAUGAUUUCAUUUAUCAUAGUGAUAAAGGAGUAACUAAAACAAGUAAAUAAGUAAAUCAAAUCAAUUAAGAGAGAAUAGUCAGAUUAACUGAUAACUGACAUAGACAUGGUGGCAUAGCAGGAAGAUCGGAAUGCUUUGAACCAAGAGGUUGUUAGUUAAAAUCCCAGAUAAGGACAUGUUGAAUAUUGCUCAUUUAUAUUAUUGUAUAAAUGAGCAUGCACAAUGUCAUCUGGUAUGACAACAUACACUACAUGAACAAAAGUAUAUGGACACCUCAUUCCAAAAUCAUGGGCAUUAAUAUGGAGUUGGUCUCCCCUUUGCUGCUAUAAUAGCCUCUACUCUUCUGGGAAGGCUUUCCACUAGAUGUUGGAACAUUGCUGCGGAGACUUGCUUCCAUUCAGCCACAAGAUCAUUAGUGAGGUCGGGCACUGAUGUUGGGCGAUUUGGCCUGGCUCCUCGCAGUCUGCGUUCCAAUUCAUCCCAAAGGUGUUCCAUGGGGUUGAGGUCAGGGCUCUGUGCAGGCCAGUCAAGUUCUUCCACACACAUCUCGACAAACCAUUUCUGUAUGGACUUCACUGUGUGCACUUUGUCAUGCUGAAACAGGAAAGGGCCUUCCCCAAACUGUUGCCACAAAGUUGGAAGCACAGAAUCAUCUAGAAUUUCAUUGUAUGCUGUAGCGUUAAGAUCAGUGGCGGUCAGUGCCGUUUAAGAUGAGGGAGGAGGAUUUGUUUUCAUGAGCAUGGCCUUAUUUGUAUUACAGCAUAUUGGAUGACUCUCAUUCAUAUUCCUUUCACCCAGUUCAAUGUAACAGCGAUAGGUUUAGGCUACUACAUGAUACUCUAAUUUUCCCUAUACCCAUCAUGAGGUUGCCACAACCUAGCCUAUGAAUGAAAGAUUACAACGUAGGUGCACACGGGUCGAGAGACAAAUUUGAGGUGACAGACCGUUCACUUUCAGAGCAGCCGCGUUGUAUUCCUUCUCGCAUCUCUGCUCCUCUCACCUCUUCCCUUCGCUUGUGGACUUCAAUGCACAACACAUCAGCUGUAUGUGACCAGGUGAAAAAACCUUUCCAAGCCAAUCCGCUACACACAGCCUACAUCGUUGUCACCAUAUUAGCUAAAGUAACAUCAUAGUCAGCAUAGCUAAUAGAACUAACACGUUAGUAAACCUGCUACAAUCAUGCUGUAACGUUACUGUGUACAGUCAGUAAGCAUUUACACCGGCGGGCCCCGGUGGCAAUAAAUUAGUAAUACCAAAAGCUUACCUUGACUUGGAAGAGUUCCAGUGUUGUGUUGGAAAGUCAUAGCCAGCUAGCUAACAUAGCAUCCCUCUGUUUGAGCAGGGUGUUUGACUAGGCUAAACUAGCUAGCUGCAUUUGCAAGCUUAGUAAGUGAAGCUGAAAGUGGGAAAAAAUGACACUCUCUCUCUCUAUUUCUCUCUUGCUUCUCCUUCAUUUUGGAAGAAAUUAAUUUGUUCAAAACUGUUCAACUAUAGUCUUUCUCUCUCUCUUUGAGUCAACUACUCACCACAUUGUAUACACUGCAGUGCUAGCUAGCUGUAGCUUAUGCUUUCAGUACUAGAUUAAUUAUCUGAUUUGAUUGGGUGGAUAAUAUGUCAGUUCAUGCUGCAAGAGCUCUGAUGUCUAUAGUUUUAUCUAAAAAGGAAACUUUUUAAAAAUGUUUUACAAUUUACAUUUCUAUGAAAUUCACUGAGGAGGAUGGUCCUCCCCUUCCUCCUCUGAGGAGCCUCCACUGGUUAAGAUGUCUCUUCACUGGAACUAAUGGGCCUAGCCCGAACCAUGAAAAACAGCCCCAGACCAUUAUUCCUCCUACACCAAACUUUACAGUUGGCAGUAUGCCUUCUGGCAGGUAGUGUUCUCCUGGCAUCCGCCAAACCCAGAUUCGUCCGUUGGAUUGCCAGAUGGUGAAGAUGGUUUCCACUGCUCCAGAGUCCAAUGGCUUUACACCAAUCCAGCCGACGCUUGGCAUUACGCAUGGUGAUCUUAGGCUUGUGUGCGGCUGCUCGUCCAUGGAAACCCAUUUCAUGAAGCUCCUGACGAGCAGUUCUUGUACUGACGUUGCUUCCAGAGGCAGUUUGGAACUCGGUAGUGAGUGUUGCAACCGAGGACAGACGAUUUUUACGCGCUUCAGCACUCGGUAGGCCCGUUCUGUGAGCUUAUGUAGCCUACCACUUCGCGGCUGAGCCAUGUUGUUCCUAGAAGUUUUCACUUCAAAUAACAGCACUUACAGUUGACCAGGGCAGCUCUAGCAGGGCAGAAACUUGACUAACUGACUUGUUGGAAUGGUGGCAUCCUAUGACGGUGCCACAUUGAAAGUCACUGAGCUCUUCAGUACGGGCCAUUCUACUGAAAAUGUUUAUCUAUGGAGAUUGCAUGGCUGUGUGCUCGAUUUUAUACACCUGUCAGCAGCGGAUGUGGCUAAAAUAGCCGAAUCCACUCAUUUAAAGGAGUGUCCACAUACCUUUGCAUAUAUAGUGUAUGGCAAAUAUGUAUAUUGAAAACAUUGUAUUUUAAAAGCACUGUGCACAUUUUUGCCGAAGUUUUCUCAAGUUGGACCUAAGUUUGGGCCAACUAAACAUUUUAAGUUCAGGUAUCACUUUGACUGAAACGUUUAGUACUUAACAAGGCUGUGGAACCAGUUACUAAAUAAUGAAUAAUUUAAUCAACUAGAUUUUUUUGACAGUGUAUAUUGAAGGAAAUGACAGGUCUUGUCUCUGCCUCACACAAUCACAUUAGCCUCUGUUCACCUCCUCAUUCAUCUUCUCCUCUUCUCCCUCCCACUCUUUUUCUCUCCUUCUUUAGAGAACGGCACGUUCAACUCCAGCAGCGACGCCGAGAAGAAGACCCAGUUCUACUACCUGUCCUGUCUCAACGAGCAGCACAUAGAGGAGCUGGGAGCCACGCCCCUCAUUGACCUCAUCGCAAAGGUCAGCUUUGCUUCAGAACCCGCCCCCUUCACACACACACAGGUUGCAUCCCAAUAAUCUCUCCUUUCUCCCAAAGUGUGUAUCCUUCAAGGAUUUGAAAGGGAAUGGCUGGUAUAUGGAAACUCCCUCUAGGCCAGUGGUCACCAACCUUUUCUGAUACAAGAUCACUUUCUGAGUCAAAAUGCAAGCCUAUGCAACAUUAAUCAAUUAAAAACAGUUCUGUAGCAUUGAGGUUUCUGUAGCAAUAUUGUUUUUCAUUGCAUUUUGAAAUUAUAUUUUAAUAAAUGUGGUACUGUAUAUGAUCACACUGGUAAUAGAUAAUCUGUUGUACUACUUGUGAGGCACAGCUAAGUGAGCAUAAUAUAUACACUGCUCAAAAAAAUUAAGGGAACACUUAAACAACACAAUGUAACUCCAAGUCAAUCACACUUCUGUGAAAUCAAACUGUCCACUUCGGAAGCAACACUGAUUGACAAUACAUUUCACAUGCUGUUGUGCAAAUGGAAUAGACAACAGGUGGAAAUUAUAGGCAAUUAGCAAGACACCCCCAAUGUGGUUGCUGAAUCAAGUGCACCUACCGCCAACAGCGAACACAUUUGUUUACAUUCCUAUUAGUGAGAAUUUCUCCUUUGCCAACAUAAUCCAUCCACCUGACAUGUGUGGUAUAUCAAGAAGCUGAUUAAACAGCAUGAUCAUUACACAGGUGCACCUUGUGCUGGGGACAAUAAAAGGCCACUCUAAAAUGAGCUUUUGUCACAGAACACAAUUCCACAGAUGUCUCAAGUUUUGAGGGAGCGUGCAAUUGGCAUGCUGACUGCAGGAAUGUCCACCAGAGCUGUUGCCAGAGAUUUGAAUAUUAAUUUCUAUACCAACGUCAUUUUAGAGAAUAUGGCAGUAAGUCCAACCGGCCUCACAACCGCAGACCAUGUGUAACCACGCCAGCCCCGGACCUCCACAUCCGGCUUCUUCACCUGCGGGAUCAUCUGAGACCAGCCACCCAGACAGCUGAUGAAACUGAGGAGUAUUUCUGUCUGUAAUAAAUACUUUUUCCCUUUUGUGGGAAAAAGGCUAUUCUGAUUGGCUGGUCUUGGCUCCCCAGUGGGUGGGCCUAGCUCCCAAGUGGGUGGGCCUAUGCCCUCCCAGGCUCACGCAUGGCAGCGCCCCUGCCCAGUCAUGUGAAAUCCAUAGAUUAGGGCGUAAUUAAUUUUUUUAAUGUACUGAUUUCCUUAUAUGAACUGUAACUCAUUAAAAUUGUUGAAAUUGUUGCAUGUUACAUUUAUGUUUUUGUUCAGUAUACUUUGAAGAACAAGUCAAAUGAUUGUCAAAACUCUGCAGCAUGCUUAGGCAGGCUAGCCUAGGUAAAUAUGAUGACUAAUGAAAGUACAGUAUGGGGAGCACAGAUCUAAUGUUGUCUGUCUGUUUGGCUACUGCCUGAGCUGAGACGAGAUGAUAACUUUAAGGAAUAUUUUCAAUGUUUUGGCAAUUGAAUGUUCACUAUUUUUGACUUCGGAAUUGUCAUUAAAAAGCUCUAAAAUCAUGUUUAAAAACAUAUUCUAAACCAAAAUCGAAAACUGUGGUCAUUUUGUAAUAAUCUAACCGAAACUGAACCGACCUCAAAAAGCACUAAUCGCUCAGCACUACUUGAAGGAUUCAAUAUAAUUAAAACAUCCCCCAUAUUUUUUGACCAUCAACACAUUAUGCUCUUGACCGCAUGGGUUUGAAUCUCGGACCCACUACUACUUUGUCACAAACCCGCUCUUCACUUCCCUCCUUCUAUACAGUGGGGAAAAAAAGUGUUUAGUCAGCCACCAAUUGUGCAAGUUCUCCCACUUAAAAAGAUGAGAGAGGCCUGUAAUUUUCAUCAUAGGUACACGUCAACUAUGACAGACAAAAUGAGAUUUUUUUUCUCCAGAAAAUCACAUUGUAGGAUUUUUAAUGAAUUUAUUUGCAAAUUAUGGUGGAAAAUAAGUAUUUGGUCAAUAACAAAAGUUUCUCAAUACUUUGUUAUAUACCCUUUGUUGGCAAUGACACAGGUCAAAUGUUUUCUGUAAGUCUUCACAAGGUUUUCACACACUGUUGCUGGUAUUUUGGCCCAUUCCUCCAUGCAGAUCUCCUCUAGAGCAGUGAUGUUUUGGGGCUGUCGCUGAGCAACACGGACUUUCAACUCCCUCCUAAGAUUUUCUAUUGGGUUGAGAUCUGGAGACUGGCUAGGCCACUCCAGGACCUUGAAAUGCUUCUUACGAAGCCACUCCUUCGUUGCCCGGGCGGUGUGUUUGGGAUCAUUGUCAUGCUGAAAGACCCAGCCACGUUUCACCUUCAAUGCCCUUGCUGAUGGAAGGAGGUUUUCACUCAAAAUUUCACGAUACAUGGCCCCAUUCAUUCUUUCCUUUACACGGAUCAGUCGUCCUGGUCCCUUUGCAGAAAAACAGCCCCAAAGCAUGAUGUUUCCACCCCCAUGCUUCACAGUAGGUAUGGUGUUCUUUGGAUGCAACUCAGCAUUCUUUGUCCUCCAAACACGACGAGUUGAGUUUUUACCAAAAAGUUAUAUUUUGGUUUCAUCUGACCAUAUGACAUUCUCCCAAUCCUCUUCUGGAUCAUCCAAAUGCACUCUAGCAAACUUCAGACGGGCCUGGACAUGUACUGGCUUAAGCAGGGGGACACGUCUGGCACUGCAGGAUUUGAGUCCCUGGCGGCGUAGUGUGUUACUGAUGGUAGGCUUUGUUACUUUGGUCCCAGCUCUCUGCAGGUCAUUCACUAGGUCCCCCCGUGUGGUUCUGGGAUUUUUGCUCACCGUUCUUGUGAUCAUUUUGACCCCACGUGGUGAGAUCUUGCGUGGAGCCCCAGAUCGAGGGAGAUUAUCAGUGGUCUUGUAUGUCUUCCAUUUCCUAAUAAUUGCUCCCACAGUUGAUUUCUUCAAACCAAGCUGCUUACCUAUUGCAGAUUCAGUCUUCCUAGCCUGGUGCAGGUCUACAAUUUUGUUUCUGGUGUCCUUUGACAGCUCUUUGGUCUUGGCCAUAGUGGAGUUUGGAGUGUGACUGUUUGAGGUUGUGGACAGGUGUCUUUUAUACUGAUAACAAGUUCAAACAGGUGCCAUUAAUACAGGUAACGAGUGGAGGACAGAGGAGCCUCUUAAAGAAGAAGUUACAGGUCUGUGAGAGCCAGACACCUUGCUUGUUUGUAGGUGACCAAAUACUUAUUUUCCACCAUAAUUUGCAAAUAAAUUCAUAAAAAAUCCUACAAUGUGAUUUUCAGGAAUUUUUUUCCUCAAUUUGUCUGUCAUAGUUGACGUGUACCUAUGAUGAAAAUUACAGGCCUCUCUCAUCUUUUUAAGUGGGAGAACUUGCACAAUUGGUGGCUGACUAAAUACUAUUUUUCCCCACUGUACUGUCUUUAAUUUUAUUAAAAUGUGUCUGAAUUUAUUUAUUUUUUAAGAAGAAAGGAAUAAAGAAUGAAAUAGCUGCAAGUUCACUGUCCCCUUUCUAAUCUGCCUAUUGAUGAGAACUGAAGUGAUGGAUUGACUGGCUGCUGAGAAGCAGCUUGAUGUACCGGCUCGUCUGUCUCCUGUCUUAUUUAUACCAGGUGGCAAGUUUGAGGGAGAUGGGAAAUUUAAGGACACAAGUUGUAGAAAUAGGACUGGGCGUGAUUGAUGUGUGUGUGUGUGUGUGUGUGUGCGUGUGUGUGUGUGAAUGUGUGCCUCCUUGCCUGUGUGCCUGCAUGUGUACGGUUAGCAGCAAUCCAUCCCAUCCAUCAAUCCAUGUCUGUUUGUCAGUUAUUAUUUGAAGAAAUAGCUGGGCUGGCACACUCCCAGACCUUUUCACUUCUCCAGUCUUGUGCUACUGCGUCAUCAUGGCCUUGUUCCAGAUAACCGUAACUCUGCUUAGGAUGGGCCUUGAAAAAACCACACCCUGUCCUCUUACUCACAUCCUGUGACAAGACGCCAUUUAUCUGAAUAUCCGAUUUUAAUAUGUGUGUGUGUUCCUGGAGGUGUCACGUUGUUUUGUCUUUAAUGUGCAAAUUAAUAAAAUGAUUAAAAUUGAGCCAUUAAUUGGAAGAAAAUGCUCUGAUUAUACUAUAGAGAUAAAUCAAAAAUGCUCUGGGGUGAAGUUUUCCCUAAGUAUAGAUCUAGGAUCAGCAACCCCAUCCCCAAUCCUGACCUUAAACAUUAGUGGGGAAAAAUGCAAAACUGACCCAAAAACAGCAUCUAGGGGCAACUUCAUCUUAUACCAAUAAAAAAAACAUAGAUUUAUCUCUGUGUCUCUGAGCUUGUCAUCCCUCUGUUUUGUCUGUGUGUGUGUUUGUGUGUGUGUGUGUGUGUGUGUGUGUGUGUGUGUGUGUGUGUGUGUGUGUGUGUGUUUGCAGACAGGGGGCUGGAACAUCACAGGGCCCUGGGAGAAGGACAACUUCAUGGAGGUGCUGAAGACAGUUUCGGGCCCCUAUCGUGCCCAGCCCUUCUUCACCAUCGGAGUCAGCGUGGACCCCAAGAAUUCCAACAGCAACGUCAUCCAGGUCAGCUGCUCUGGCUCUGGGUCUUUCUAAAUGAAAAUACAUGUACUAGCACACACACACAAACACAUAGGCAUGCAUGCAUAGACACAGACAGACCCACACACGUAGGAACACAUAGACAGACGUACGCAUGCACGUGCACACGUACACAUUCACAAGCACACACACACAUUUCAGCUUUUAUAUAAUAACAGGUGCCGAACAUGAGAGUGAAUGGACUCUGCACACUGCAAUUAAUACUCCCUUAAGAUUAGUGUGUUUGCUCACCUGUUGAUGCAUUUUCGCCAGGUGGACCAAUCGGGGCUGUUCCUCCCCUCGCGGGACUAUUACCUCAACAAGACAGCCAAUGAGAAGGUGAGUCAAUUUCAGGUGGCUGGAGGGGGUGGGGGGGGGGGUGAGGUGGGUGGGGGCCAGCCAGUACAUGUGGGGUCUUUUCCUACCUAUGGCUGUCAACAUGAGGUACCAUAAUACAUUAAAAUACAGUAUAUUACUGUCACAGGAGGCUGCUGAGGGGAGGACGGCUCAUAAUAAUGGCUGGAAUUGAGUAAAUGGAAUGGCAUCAAACACAUGGAAACCAUGUGUUUGAUGUGUUGGAUACCAUUCCAUUGAUUCCGUUCCAGCUAUUACUAUGAGCUUGUCCUCCCCAAUUAAGGUGCCACCAACCGCCUAUGAUUACUGUAGAAUACAACACCUUUAUUAUCCCAAACUUAGGAAUUUCGUUCGGCAUUUCAAGCUUCACAACAUCAUUAAAUCUUCACAACAUCACAAUAUCAUCAUGUCGUCAUACAUGUACUGUCUGCAGAAGAUGGCGGCUUCCCCUCCUGAUGUAUCUUCCCAGGCUUCUGUGGAGGGGGUCAUCCAUUAUCUGUUUAUCUAAACAUUGUUGUUCCAUUCUACUUUCCCCUCCCUAUAGCCUGUCACAAAUCUCUCUGACACAUCCCCAGCAUAUUUUAGCUUAACUGUACAACGAACUAGAAAGACUAAAACCUUCCACAGAAAAUGAAGCCAGCAGCAGGUGUUUCAAUUUGAAUGCUCUCAUUCUCUUGUGACUGUACCACACCAGAGUAGAGCCAGGAGUUUUGACUAACAAAUGGUGUUUCACCAGGAAAAACUCUGGGCCUUAGUUAUAGUCACUGUAGCCAGAGUUUUUUUCUGAUCAGGUCAUGUGGUCAAGAAAAACUCCUGGCCCUACUCUAGUCUGCAGACUAUCCCGGGGGGGGGGGGGGUGGGCAACCCUCCUCCUGGAGACCAACUAGAUGUGCAGCCCUACUAUGACACACCUGAUUCAGCUAAUCAAGAUCCUAAGGAGCAGCUGAUUAGAAUCAGGUGUGAUAACACCAGUGGCGGUCGGUGAUGUUUAAGAUUUGUUUUAAUGAACAUGGCCUUAUUUCUAUUACAGCAUUUUGGAUGACUGUCAUUCAUAUUCAAUUCACCAAGCUCAAUGUAACAUCAAUAGGUUUAAUCAAGAUGAAAGACAGUGGCACAUUCAAUACCGCCUUGCACACUCUUGCCUGCAACUAGCUGAUCUAGGGUGUAAUCAUUAGUCCAACAGUUGCAAACGAGAGUUUCUAUUGGACAAAUUCAGGUAUGUUUAUCCCUGUUUCGUUCCGUUUGCUUUAAGAAAAAAAAUUCAACAGAAUCGGCGCAAUGAAUACACCCCUGAUCACACGUAAACACAGUUCACUUUCAUACCAGACACAUACAAACAGCUCAUUGUAUAUAUAAUUCCUUUUUGCAUUUACAGUGGCAAAAAAAAGAAUGUGAACCCUUUGGGAUUACCUGGAUUUUUGAAUAGAUUGGUCAUAAAAUCUGAUCUGAACUUCAUCUAAGUCACAACAAUAGACACACACAGUCUGCUUAAACUAAUAACACACAAAUUAUGGUAUUUUUCUUGUCUAUAUUGAAUACAUAAUUUCAACAUUCACAGUGUAGGUUGGAAUAAGUAUGUGAACCCCUAGGCUAAUGACUUCUCCAAAAGCUAAUUGGAGUCAGGAGUCAGCUAACCUGGAGUCCAAUCAAUGAGACGAGAUUGGAGAUGUUGGUUAGAGCUGCCCUGCCCUAUAAAAAAACACUCACAAAAUUUGAGUUUGCUAUUCACAAGAAGCAUUGCCUGAUGCGAACCAUGCCUCGAACAAAAGAGAUCUCAAAAGACCUAAGAUUAGGAUUGGUUGACUUGCAUAAAGCUGGAAAGGGUUACAAAAGUAUCUCUAAAAGCCUUGAUGUUCAUCAGUCCAAGGUAAGACAAAUUGUCUAUAAAUGGAGAAAGUUCAGCAUGUUGCUGCUCUCCCUAUGAGUGGCCGUCUGGCAAAGAUGACUGCAAGAGCACAGCGCAGAAUGCUCAAUGAGGUUAAGAGAAUCCUAGAGUGUCAGCUAAAGACUUACAGAAAUCUCUGGAACAUGCUAAUAUCUCUGUUGACGAGUCUACGAUACGUAAAAUGCAAAACAAGAAUGCUGUUAAUGGGAGGACACCACGGAAGAAGCCUCUGCUGUCCAAAAAAAACCAUUGCUGCACGUCUGAAGUUCGCAAAAGAGCACCUGGAUGUUCCAGCGCUACUGGCAAAAUAUUCUGUGGACAGAUUAAACCAAAGUUGAGUUGUUUGGAAGGAACACACAACACUGUGUGGAGAAAAAAAGGCACAGCACACCAACAUCAAAACCUCAUCCCAACUGUAAAGUAUGGUGGAGGGAACAUCAUGAUUUGGGGCUGCUUUGCUGCCUCAGGGCCUCGACAGCUUGCUAUCAUCGACGGAAAAAUGAAUUCCCAAGUUUAUCAAGAUAUUUUGCAAGAGCAAGUAAGGUUAUCUGUCCGCCAAUUGAAGCUCAACAGAAGUUGGGUGAUGCAACAGGACAACGACCCAAAAAACAGAAGUUAAUCAACAACAGAAUGGCUUCAACAGAAGAAAAUACGCCUUCUGGAGUGGCCCAGUCAGAGUCCUGACCUCGUUGUGCAGGUCUGAUCUGCAACUACAGAAAAUGUUUGGUUGAGGUUAUUGCUGCCAAAGGAGGGUCAAUCAGUUAUUAAAUCCAAGGGUUCACAUACUUUUCCCACCCUGCACUGGUUUACACGAUGUGUUUACACGAUGUGUAAACACAUCGUGUAAACCAAAUGUUUACACGAUGUGUUCAAUAAAGACAUGACAACGUAUAAUUGUGUGUUAUUCGUUUAAGCAGACUGUGUGUGUCUAUUGUUGUGACUUAGAUGAAGAUCAGAUCAGAUUUUAUGACCACUUUAUACAGAAAUUCAGGUAAUUACAAAGGGUUCACAUACCUUUUCUUGCCACUGUAUCUACGCGCUCUCAUCUCACCUUUUCCCUUCGCUUGUGGACUUCAGUGCACAACACAUCAGCUGUCUGUGACCAGGCAAAAAUACCUUUCGAAGCCAAACCUUAAUAUCAUGACCGCUAACCGCUACACACAGCCUACAUCAUUGUCACUUCAUAGUUAACAUAGCUAAUAGAACUAACGCGAUAGUAAACCCACUUCAAUCAUACAGUACAGAGUAGUCAGCAGCAAGCAGUUUAGCAGUUACAUCGGCGGGCCCCGGUGGCAAUAACUUUAUACAACCAAAAGCUUACCUUGACUUGGAAUAGUUCCAGUGUUGGAUAGCCAUAGCCAGCUAGCUAACAUAGCAUCCUUCUCUGUUUGAGCUGGGUGUUUAAGUAGGCUAAACUAGCUAGCUACAUUUUACAUUAGCUAAGUAAGUGAAAAAAAUAAUAAUACUAUGAAAUAUAGAGCGCUCUCUUUGUUCAAAACUGUUCAACUAUUGUCUUUCUCUCUCUUUGAGCCAACUACUCACCACAUUUUAUGCACUGCAGUGCUAGCUAGCUGUAGCUUAUGCUUUCAGUACUCGAUUCAUUCUCUGAUCCUUUGAUUGGGUGGACAACAUGUCAGUUCAUGCUGCAAGAGCUCUGAGAGGUUGGUGGAAGUCCUCCGGAAGAUGUCAUAAUUACUGUGUAAGUCUAUGGAAGGGGGUGAGAACCAUGAGCCUCCUAGGUUUUGUAUUGAAGUCAAUGUACCCAGAGGAGGACAUAAGCUAGCUGUCCUCCGGCUACACCAUGGUGCUACCCUACAGAGUUCUGCUGAGGCUACUGUAGACAUUCAUUGCAAAUCAGUGUGUUUUAAUCAAUUAUUUGGUGACAUUAAUAUAUUUAGUAUAGUUUUAUCUGAAAAUGAUAACUUUUUUUAAUGUUUCAAUAUUAGUUGUUUUAUUAAAUUCACUGAGGAGGAUGGUCAUCCACUGGAGCCUCCACUGGUUAACACUAAUUAGAGCAGGCCUAGCACAAAAUCCAGGUGGAGGGUUUGCAAUGAAAAAUGAAAGUUCAGAUUGUACCUCCCCGUUUCGCACCGUUGUCUUCUAUUUGGUGGCGACUGAACACGACCCUGAGCUUAUCCUGUAUCCCCUCCCAGGUGUUGAAGGCGUAUCUGGACUACAUGGUGGAGCUGAGCCUGCUAUUGGGGGGGGAUAAAAACUCCACAAAGAGCCAGAUGCAGCAGAUCCUAGACUUUGAAACGGCGCUCGCCAACAUCACUGUACCGCAGGACGAACGUCGCGACGAGGAGAAGAUCUACCACAAGAUCACCAUCGCCGAGCUGCAGGUGUGUGGGCGUCUGUCGGGUGGGGGAAUUACAGAGAGAACAUGUGGGCUUCCAUGUGCAAGCAGUUGCUUGGAUGUGAGUAUGUAUGAGAGAGAGAGGGCGAGAGAGAGGUACAUAUGUGAGGUGGAUUUUAUGUGGAUUUUUUGUGAGGUGGAUUUUGAGUGGAUCAGAAACCCAUGCCAUCGGAUUAGGCUGAAAAGCCUCUCAGAGUUUACUCUUAAUCAAUUACAGUCUGUUCCCACUUUUUCUCCUGCCUCCAUUACAGUGUCAAAACAUGCAUGGCUUUUUCUCGCACCCUCUCCCACACCAACGCACUACCGCCUUCUGAAACCCUGAGCCCCUUCACACUUUUGUCUGUGUUUUAUCCAUCCUCUGAGGACUAUUCUACUCUGCCUCUCCUGCAGUCCUCUUUUUUUUGUUUUUGAAUGGUCCCCUGGUUGCCAAGGUGACUGUUGCCAAGAGCUGUUGCUAAGCCUUUCUAUCGCCAAGGCAGCAGCAGAACUGCAGAGAGAUGGUGAAGGGAAUGCUAGUGGUUGGUGGACAUGGAGGAGCCUUUCAUCAACAAACAGAGAUAUAAUUAAUGAAUGGAGAGACAGUUGAGAUGGUUCUCUGUUUCAUAGGAAUUGAAAGCAUUUGUAGGAUGGGAUGAAUCAGUGAAAUGGGUUGUAAUGGGUAGAUUGUGUAUACCACUGAAAUUUGAAUGUAAUCUCUCUGUUAACCUUAAGCCUGCAAACACAGUCGAGUUGAUGAGGCAUGACUUUGAAUGGCAAUGUCGUAGAUUAUUUGUUCUGUUUCUGAUGGUUCUAAACACUGGAUCAUUAAAGCUCCAGGGUCAUGUACAUUAGGCACCAAACAGAAGCAAAUGGAUUAAAACAGGGAAGGCCUAGCUGGACUUGUCCAAUAAGAAACGCACAUUUUCGUUGUCUGUUGCAAAAAAAACUUAAAUGGGGAGUAAGUGAUCGAUGAGCAAAGCUUUUAAUGAUGACAUGACGGGCCCCUAACGUUUUCUACUACAACUCCGGAAUACCUAGACAUACCGUCAAUGAAUGGGAGCUACUAUGAUCCUAUCCUUACUAGUGUUGCACAUUACACCGAAACGGUUCUUCUAUCAAAUGUGCCUCACGUUUGAAAAUCAACGUGUAUUGAACUCAUUAGAAAGAUGUAUUUGCCCAAGUUUAUCAUAAGACAUUAACAGAAUGCAUUGUAUUCCCUGCAACUUUCUGAAGAGGCAACCAUACUGGAAUGCCCUUGUCUGUCAGUGUGCGGUGCGCAUAUGUCUACCACUUUGUGUAGCCACUAGCGAUGAUAACGAUAACCAUCUUCAGGUAUUCCCAAAAACCUUCUCAAUUAAAAGUGAAGUAGAAAGUAGCCUAUGCCUAUCUGGCAGAAUAAUUAUUAUUUGUAUCAGUACAGUGGCCAUAUGAUUUGGAAACUCCAUCACGUGCGCUAAACACCGAUAAUCAAUGACCGUUAAUUAACAUAAACACGUUUAGCAUCUCCAGGCUUCCACUCAUAGCCUAAAAGCCACUGAUGCAGACCUUUUGGAACAUCUACAUUUUAAUAAAUCCAUUUAAUAUAGCCCACACCAUCACAAUAAAUCUAUUUUUUAUUUAAGGCAGGUCUAAAGAAACAUUAUGAUAUGAAGAAAUGUAGCCUAUUUCAGAAGAACAGAAUAGCAUAUUCUCAGUCGUCCUUAUGUUAUAGGCCCUGAUCUGGCUAUGCCAUAUGGCUGUGGGCUACACUAGUUCAUUUAGUAGACAAGAUUUGCUUAUAAUUCCUGUGGCAUUAUUUUCUAUUAUUUAAUAGUAAGAAGAAUACAAUUUAACAUAGCUGAAUAUCCAAAGCGGUGUUCCUGUAGUCUUGUUUUGAUGUUUUCCAGUGCAGAUAUUCUGUGUUGAGCGGUUAACAAAGUGAUCAUUUGAAACAGGUCCUCCUAUAUGGUUAACCUAAGAGUUUUUUACGCAACUUUAGUUGUGAUACAAAACUUAGGCUAUAUGUUUUGAUUUCUAAUACAUUCUAAGCCCUGCAUGAUGCAACUCUAAUGAUGAUUUGAAAAAAAGUUGCAUGAAAGGCAUGCACUCUGCUCUGUUUCUUGCGCAGGUUGCACACACUUCAUCAGUCUCUCAUUCAUAAUUUGACAAGCACUUGAUAAUAUUCUCACCCAUCAGCCUAUUCUCAAUUUCAUCUGGUCUUUACAUACAGCUAUAUGUGUAGAAUAAUGUUUUAUUUAGAAUGAGCCAUUAUCAUGCACCUAUCAGAACAGGGACAGGGGAAAAAAUACAUGUCAUCCUUAUGCACUUGAAUAGCGAAUGGACGAUGCUUUUCACGCUGUUCAUUUUCAUGCCAGCCAAGUAGGCAACGUGCUUUAUAUUAGGAAAGUUGAGAAAUAAAUAUAGUAGGCCUAGCCUAUAGAAAGCUGAUGGGAUCCUCCUCUUUUUAAAAGAGGCCAUCAAAACUCAUUUUUUUUCACAUAAUUGCAUAGCAUAACCUAUAGAAAUGUUGGCAACAUGGGUUUAUAGGAACACUUAUUUCAUUCCAUGCAUCAACCAGCUAUGAGAAGCUGGCUUUCGCUGCGCAACAGGUGAUCCUAUUCCGCUCAAACUCUGAAUGCCAGGGUUCUCAUGAAGUGUUUGAUUUCAUUUUCGAUUGCAUUUGCAUUGAUGUCAGAGUGAUUAGACAAUAGAGCGUUGAGUACCGGGCCAUUAGCGACUGGCUGUUAGCAAGUUUGGUAGGCUACUAAUGACCAUCAAAAGAAGAACAGAGUUUUGGAGAUGCUUCGUUACGGUCACGUGGAAUUUGACGGCGGUCAUGACUUGUGACUGCCGUUGUGGCGGUAAUAUACAGUGGGGGAAAAAAGUAUUUAGUCAGCCACCAAUUGUGCAAGUUAUCCCACUUAAAAAGAUGAGAGAGGCCUGUAAUUUUCAUCAUAGGUGCACGUCAACUAUGACAGACAAAUUGAGGAAAAUAAAUCCAGAAAAUCACAUUGUAGGAUUUUUAAUGAAUUUAUUUGCAAAUUAUGGUGGAAAAUAAGUAUUUGGUCACCUACAAACAAGCAAGAUUUCUGGCUCUCACAGACCUGUAACUUCUUCUUUAAGAGGCUCCUCUGUCCUCCACUCGUUACCUGUAUUAAUGGCACCUGUUUGAACUUGUUAUCAGUAUAAAAGACACCUGUCCACAACCUCAAACAGUCACACUCCAAACUCCACUAUGGCCAAGACCAAAGAGCUGUCAAAGGACACCAGAAACAAAAUUGUAGACCUGCACAAGGCUGGGAAGACUGAAUCUGCAAUAGGUAAGCAGCUUGGUUUGAAGAAAUCAACUGUGGGAGCAAUUAUUAAGAAAUGGAAGACAUACAAGACCACUGAUAAUCUCCCUCGAUCUGGGGCUCCACGCAAGAUCUCACCCCGUGGGGUCAAAAUGAUCACAAGAACGGUGAGCAAAAAUCCCAGAACCACACGGGGGGACCUAGUGAAUGACCUGCAGAGAGCUGGGCCCAAAGGAACAAAGCCUACCAUCAGUAACACACUACGCAGCCAGGGACUCAAAUCCUGCAGUGCCAGACGUGUCCCCCUGCUUAAGCCAGUACAUGUCCAGGCCCGUCUGAAGUUUGCUAGAGUGCAUUUGGAUGAUCCAGAAGAGGAUUGGGAGAAUGUCAUAUGGUCAGAUGAAACCAAAAUUAUAUUUUGGUAAAAACUCAACUCGUCGUGUUUGGAGGACAAAGAAUGCUGAGUUGCAUCCAAAGAACACCAUACCUACUGUGAAGCAUGGGGGUGGAAACAUCAUGCUUUGGGCCUGUUUUUCUGCAAAGGGACCAGGACGACUGAUCCGUGUAAAGGAAAGAAUAAAUGGGGCCAUGUAUCGUGAGAUUUUGAGUGAAAACCUCCUUCCAUCAGCAAGGGCAUUGAAGAUGAAACGUGGCUGGGUCUUUCAGCAUGACAAUGAUCCCAAACACACCGCCCGGGCAACGAAGGAGUGGCUUCGUAAGAAGCAUUUCAAGGUCCUGGAGUGGCCUAGCCAGUCUCCAGAUCUCAACCCCAUAGAAAAUCUUUGGAGGGAGUUGAAAGUCUGUGUUGCCCAGCGACAGCCCCAAAACAUCACUGCUCUAGAGGAGAUCUGCAUGGAGGAAUGGGCCAAAAUACCAGCAACAGUGUGUGAAAACCUUGUGAAGACUUACAGAAAACGUUUGACCUGUGUCAUCGCCAACAAAGGGUAUAUAACAAAGUAUUGAGAAACUUUUGUUAUUGACCAAAUACUUAUUUUCCACCAUAAUUUGCAAAUAAAUAAAUUAAAAAUCCUACAAUGUGAUUUUCUGUAAAAAAAAUCUCAAUUUGUCUGUCAUAGUUGACGUGUACCUAUGAUGAAAAUUACAGGCCUCUCUCAUCUUUUUAAGUGGGAGAACUUGCACAAUUGGUGGCUGACUAAAUACUAUUUUUCCCCACUGUAUUUCGGUAUCAAAGUUAAAAUUCUGGUAUCGUGACAACACUAAUUCCUAAACAUGUUACAAUGCAUCAUAAGGAUUGCCAGAAGUAACAGGUAGUCAUACUGUAUGUACUGUACUAACUGUCACAGUCUUUCUUUUGUGCAUUAAAGACCAAACAACUAAACAACAGACUUGUUUUUGAUCCCAUCAUCUCUCUCCCUCCCUGCUCUGUGCUCGGCUCCCACGCUCUGGAUUAAAGCAGUGGGAUGGGGGUCUGGGGCUGAGGGAUGAGGAUUUUACUGUAAUACCCCUACAGACCCUCCAGGAAAGGGCGGCUGUGAUUGCAUCUGGGACCUGGAACGCAAAUAUAUGAGGGCUAGUCGCCUCUGUUCUUCUACAGCUGCAGGCUCCUCUCACUGUUUUCCCUCUCUCUCUCUCUCUCUCUCUCUCUCUCUCUCUCUCUCUCUCUCUCUCUCUCUCUCUCUCUCUGUGUCUAAAUAUGAUGGAUCAUUUGGUUUAGUUUGAAGUAAUAGGAUCAUAUCAGUAACAUAUCAAAGGUUGCAUUCAGAUGAUCUACCCUUCUCCAGAAGUGUGCACUUGUUCACUCCCACGAAUGCAUUUAAAAUCAUUGGAUUGGAGCAAGCAUGGCUGGAGGGAAUUUUCCACCAUAUUCCUUACACCAGUCCAUUCCUUUUAAAUCCAUGAGGGGGAGUGUAUGAGUGCAAACUUCGGGAGAAGUGUAGAAAAUCAGAACAUAGCCUAAAUCACACAAAAGAUCUAAGUUUGUCAGACUGUUUCAGACCUGAAAUGCAGUCUAAUGUUCUUGCCUGGGUGGUAUUGUGGUUAGUCCACCAUCUAUAUGGAGGGAAUUCCCACAGCUUACAAAAACAAAACAAUGUUGAGAUCUGUUGUGUGGAUCCAACAAUAUGCCUCAUGAAUUGGAUAGAUAGAUCCAAUUUUGUAUGUGGAAAGAUUAAGUUAUGUGGGACACGGACUCCUUUCGACAUGAGGCCACUUUUGAGUUCUGAAAAUGUCUAAAAACCUCUGACCUCUGACCUCUCUCGCCCUCAGCUGCUGGCUCCGGCGGUGGACUGGCUGGACUACCUAUCCUCUGCCCUGUCCCCUCUGGACCUGAACGACACAGAGCCUGUGGUGCUAUAUGCCAAGGAGUACUUGCAGCAGGUGUCUGACCUGAUCAACAAGACCGAACGCAGGUAAGGACCUGGACGGAACUCAACCUGGUCGUCCUUAUCUCCUGUCAGCCAAAGGUUAGGUCACGUGGUCAGGAAAUACUUCAGGGCCCACCCGUAACAUAUUGUGUCAUAGCCGAAUGGGCUGCCAUGCACCAUAUUAAGGGCCAGAGGUUUUUCCUGACCGCAUGACCUGACUUACCAGUGUUUUGUCAUGUCUUGUCCUGGUGGCAGAACUGCGCGAUUUCCGCAACACAAGGUUAGGUUUAAUUUUUUUAUUAAAUGUAAUGACUUUGUGGCUGUGCCAGCAACUGGCCACUCUGCAGAGCUGCCUCCAGAACAAGAUUCAUGACAAAAAACGCUAACCUGGGAACAUUUGGCACGUCUUUAUGACGUGAAUUUCUGAUUGUAAACUGGUUUUCUGAUUGACAAGACAUCAUAUAACCAGAUUACAAUUAGGUGGUCUCUUUUACAACCAGGUAAAGAGGUCUUUUUCAUGAGAAGAUCAAGAUGUCAUGGGAAAUAUGUAUUUUUUUAUAUACAGUGGGGAGAACAAGUAUUUGAUACACUGCCGAUUUUGCAGGUUUUCCUACUUACAAAGCAUGUAGAAGUCUGUAGUUUUUAUCAUAGGUACACUUCAACUGUGAGAGACGGAAUCUAAAACAAAAAUCCAGAAAAUCACAUUGUAUGAUUUUUAAGUAAUUAAUUUGCAUUUUAUUGCAUGACAUAAGUUUUUGAUACAUCAGAAAAGCAGAACUUAAUAUUUGGUACAGAAACCUUUGUUUGCAAUUACAGAGAUCAUAUGUUUCCUGUAGGUCUUGACCAGGUUUGCACACACUGCAGCAGGGAUUUUGGCCCACUCCUCCAUACAGACCUUCUCCAGAUCCUUCAGGUUUCGGGGCUGUCGCUGGGCAAUAUGGACUUUCAGCUCCCUCCAAAGAUUUUCUAUUGGGUUCAGGUCUGGAGACUGGCUAGGCCACUCCAGGACCUUGAGAUGCUUCUUACGGAGACACUCCUUAGUUGCCCUGGCUGUGUGUUUUGGGUCGUUGUCAUGCUGGAAGACCCAGCCACGACCCAUCUUCAAUGCUCUUACUGAGGGAAGGAGGUUGUUGGCCAAGAUCUCGCGAUACAUGGCCCCAUCCAUCCUCCCCUCAAUACGGUGCAGUUGUCCUGUCCCCUUUGCAAAAAAGCAUCCCCAAAGAAUGAUGUUUCCACCUCCAUGCUUCACGGUUGGGAUGGUGUUCUUGGGGUUGUACUCAUCCUUCUUCUUCCUCCAAACACGGCGAGUGGAGUUUAGACCAAACAGCUAUAUUUUUGUCUCAUCAGACCACAUUACCUUCUCCCAUUCCUCCUCUGGAUCAUCCAGAUGGUCAUUGGCAAACUUCAGACGGGCCUGGACAUGCGCUGGCUUGAGCAGGGGGACCUUGCGUGCGCUGCAGGAUUUUAAUCCGUGACGGCGUAGUGUUUUACUAAUGGUUUUCUUUGAGACUGUGGUCCCAGCUCUCUUCAGGUCAUUGACCAGGUCCUGCCGUGUAGUUCUGGGCUGAUCCCUCACCUUCCUCAUGAUCAUUGAUGCCCCACGAGGUGAGAUCUUGCAUGGAACCCCAGACCGAUGGUGAUUGACCGUCAUCUUGAACUUCUUCCAUUUUCUAAUAAUUGCACCAACAGUUGUUGCCUUAUCACCAAGCUGCUUGCCUAUUGUCCUGUAGCCCAUCCCAGCCUUGUGCAGGUCUACACUUUUAUCCCUGAUGUCCUUACACAGCUCUCUGGUCUUGGCCAUUGUGGAGAGGUUGGAGUCUGUUUGAAUGAGUGUGUGGACAGGUGUCUUUUAUACAGGUAACGAGUUCAAACAGGUGCAGUUAAUACAGGUAAUGAGUGGAGAACAGGAGGGCUUCUUAAAGAAAAACUAACAGGUCUGUGACAGCCAGAAUUCUUACUGGUUGGUAGGUGAUCAAAUACUUACAUCAUGCAAUAAAAUGCAAAUUAAUUACUUAAAAAUCAUACAAUGUGAUUUUCUGGAGUUUUGUUUUAGAUUCCGUCUAUCACAGUUGAAGUGUACCUAUGAUAAAAAAUUACAGACCUCUACAUGCUUUGUAAGUAGGAAAACCUGCAAAAUCGGCAGUGUAUCAAAUACUUGUUCUCUCCACUGUAUGUUAUUCACAUUACAACCAGAUAGACAUAUUUUUGCUAAAAAGGCAUUAACUACCGUUACGGUAACACUUUCUAUGAAGCCCAUGUGCAUAAUGCAUUAUACAGCAUAAUAAUGCACCAUGAUAAAAUAAAAAUGUAGUAUUAGCGUAGUUAGACACACAUAAUGUACAGCAACAUAGUGCUUCAUAAUUGCUGGUCACUUUUUCCUCAAGGAUCAUACAGCAUUUAAAUGACCAUCAGUGUGAUGCAUUUCUAACGUUUUUGUCAAUGAGCAUCAUUAUUACUGCAUCAUAAUCUUUGUUAUGGUCUGAUAUUGCAUAUUUACUGUACAAGCCACUAUAAAAUAAAAUUUGAUUGCUUUAGGUAAAGUGAUGAAAUGCCUAAGGCAGACUGAUAUAAUACACCAUAAGCUGUCUGCUUUCAGUAUAGUGACACUUUCUGCACAUUUCAUGAUGACACAAGACAAAGCUCUUCAUUCAUUCUCAUUCUUCUUUAUUUAAAAAGUUGCAAAACAUAACAUAAAUUGCCUCAAAAUCUUACAAUUGGCAAUUUGGCACAAAAAGAUCCAAGCCCUGUGCGACAGAAUUGUACAAUAAUUUCUAAUAAUAUAGAAUAAAUAAAAAAUAUAUACUUAGCAUUUAGCUGAUGCUUUUACCCAAAGCGACUCACAGUACAGUAAGUGCAUAAAUGUUUAGUACAGUAUAUACAGUUUGUUCGGAAAGUAUUCAGACCCCUUCCCUUUUUCCACAUUUUGUUACGUUACAGCCUUAUUCUAAAAUGGAUUAAAUAAAAACAAUUCUACACACAAUACCCCAUAAUGACAAAGCGAAAACAGGUUUUUAGAAAUGUUUGCAAAUGUAUUAAAACAAAAAAACAGAAAUACCUUAUUUACAUAAGUAUUCAAACCCUUUCCUAUGAGACUCUAAAUUGAGCUCAGGUGCAUCCUGUUUCCAUUGAUCAUCCUUGAGAUGUUUCUACAACUUGAUUGGAGUCCACCUGUGGUAAAUUCAAUUGAUUGGACAUGAUUUGGAAAGGCACACACCUGUCUAUAUAAGGUCCCACAGUUGACAGUGCAUGUCAGAGCAAAAACCAAGCAAUGAGGUCGAAGGAAUUGUCCGUAGAGCUCCGAGACAGGAUUGUGUCGAGGCACAGAUCUGGGGAAGGCUACCAAAACAUUUCUGCAGCAUUGAAGGUCCCCAAGAGCACAGUGGCCUCUAUCAUUCUUAAAUGGAAGAAGUUUGGAACCACCAAGACUCUUCCUAGAGCUGGCCGCCCGGCCAAACUGGGGAAUCGGGCGAGAAGGGCCUUGGUCAGGGAGGUGACCAAGAACCUGAUGGCCACUCUGACAGAGCUCCAGAGUUCCGCUGUGGAGAUGGGACAACCUUCCAGAAGGACAACCAUCUCUGCAGCACUCCACCAAUUAGGCCUUUAUGGUAGAGUGGCCAGACGAAAGCCACUCCUCAGUAAAAGGCACAUGACAGCCUGCUUGGAGUUUGCCAAAAGGCACCUAAAGGACUCUCAGACCAUAAUAAACAAGAUUCUCUGGUCUGAUGAAACCAAGAUUGAACUCUUUGGCCUGAAUGCCAAGCGUCUCGUCUGGAGGAAACCUGGCACCAUCCCUACGGGGAAAAAUGGUGGUGGCAGCAUCAUGCUGUGGGGUUGUUUUUCAGCGACAGGGACUGGGAGACUUGUCAGGAUCGAGGAAAAGAUGAACGGAGCAAAGUACAGAGAGAUCCUUGAUGAAAACCUGCUCUCAGACUGGGGCAAAGGUUCACCUUCCAACAGGAUAACGACCCUAAGCACACAGCCAAGACAACGCAGGAGUGGCUCCGGGACAAGUUUCUGAAUGUUCUUGAGUGGCCCAGACAGAACCCGGACUUGAGAGGAUCUGCAGAGAAGAAUGGGAGAAACUCCCCAAAUACAGGUGUGCUAAGCUUGUAGCGUUAUACCCAAGAAGACUCGAGGCUGUAAUCGCUGCCAAAGGUGCUUCAACAAACUACUGAGUAAAGGGUCUGAGGACUUUCCGAAUGCACUGUAUGGUCCCAGUGGGAAUCAAACCCAUAACCUUAGCCAUGGCCGGCCCGCUCAUUAGGCAGGAUUAGGCGCCCCCUAUGGCGGCAGAUUGACGAGGACGGCAUUUUCUGAGCUAAACUGACCAAGACGCACCUCCAACAACAACACAUAAAACCUCACAUAAUUCUGCCCUAAAACCAUGAUAAUUCCUCUCAACCAGUGGCAUAUGGGCUUCUUAGGUGAGCGCUGAUGCCGCCCUGUGAUAAGCAGUGCCCACUUUGUCAAAGUAUUUUGCUUGUCCAUUCCCAGCGCACCUCUCCAGGGUGCUGUUGGAGAGAUGCAUCGGUGCGGCGCUUCACCAACAUUUUGUCAAACAAAUAAUCUAACAUAAAUCAUGUAGCAGAAAUAGGAUAUGGUAGAAAGAGAAUGUGGCCUUUUCUGUAGCCUACAGGCUGGAGAUAAAAUGUAUGACAAUGUCAUGAGAUGGACACUUUUUACAUCAUGCAGCUUUCUCUGAUCAAAUAGCCUAACCUAAAUGGUGCUCAAUAAAAUAAAAAAUGCGCUUUCAUGUUAACAAACAACAUACAGUAUCCUAAAACAGGAGAUGUCAAAGUAAAAUGGACAAUAUUGAAUGGACAAUCACAACUGUUGUCCAGGAGUUUCACCCCAUUGUCAUGAUCAGUGUUUGAUCAGGUUUGUAUCUGUACAUUUUUGAUAAGCUGAUCAUAGCGAAAAAGAAAAUUCUUCUGCAUUUCCCAUUGUGUAAACACAUUGAAAAUAGGCUCACGAUAACUCCUGAUAAAGUUGGGUAGCUGAUAUUCAGAGUUUAAAUAGUCAAAUUGAUUAGUCACAGGAAUAAGGACUAAUAAAUUCAAUGCAAUGGCCUGUUUUACAAAGUGUGGGCCUACCACAUGGAUGGGCAUUCAUAAAAUUCCAUUGGGGCCGAAAUGGAAGGCUACACCCCAGUAAAGACAAGUCGACGUCUUAUGGACGUAUUUCUUUGGUCCUUUCCGAUCUGGACAUCUUUUUGGUGUUUUACAAAUGGUAGGCUUACCACAUAGAUGGGCAUUCAUAAAAUUCAAUUUCAGGCAACACUGUUGGCUACACCUCAGUAAGCACGGACCUAUGCCGAUGCCUUUUUGACGUCUUUUUUUUGGUGCAGUCCAGACAGGUCUUGAUUUCCACAUCCACGGACAUUGUUUUUUGGUCUGGUCCAGACCAAAUCUGAACCAAACAUAGACCAAUCAUAGACAUCUAUGUUUGGUUCAGAUUUUGUCCGGUCUGGACCAGCCUUGAUUUGGCCCAAACGUAGACGUCUAUAAAUUACUUGUUUUCAGCUUUCAUUCAGAACAAAAAAUUAGCCUUAUUUCAACAACCGGAAAAUACAUACUAUAUUUUCAACGUCUAGAAAAUAAGUAUUUUCAACAUCCGGAAAAUAAGUAUUUUCAACUUUCAUUCAGAACUGAAUAUGAACCUGAAUACGUAUUUUUCAAUGUCCGGAAAAUACCCCUUUUUAACGUCCUGGAAAAUAUGUAUUUUAAACAUACGGAAAAUACCUUUUCACCUUUCAUUCAGAACCUAAAUUAAACCUAACUUCAACAUCGGGAAAAUACGUAUUUGAGACGUCUUUUCAACGUCAUUUUGCUUACUGGGACUAUUUUUGGUCUCACCUAGGGCAGCAGAACAGCAAGGACCGGCCCUGACCUUAGCAUUGCUAGCGCCAUACUCUAUGACCACUGUGUUGUGUCAAUGAAAUGUGCAGAAUGUUUUACUUUACUGAAAGCAGACAAUGACCACUUUAUAAUUGUAUAGUAAUAGUUUAUAUUGUAUUAUAUCUGUCUCCCUUAGGUAUUUCAUCACUUCACCUUAAGCAAUCAAAGAUGACUUUAUAGUGGCUUAUAAGUAUACUAUAACACACCACAACAAAGAUUAUAUGAUGCAGUAAUAAGGAUGUGCUGCUCAUUGACAAAAUCAUUAGAAAUACAUCACACUGAUGGUCCUUAUAAUGCUGUAUGAUCAAUGAGGAAAAAGUGGCCAGAAAUGUUGAAUCACUUUGCUGUAAGUGAUUAUGUUUAUACUAUUGGUAUAUAGAAAUAUGAGUCUAUAUGAGUCUUUAUGUGUGUCUACUUUAUAACUAAAUACUGCAUUAUUACUCUAUCAUAGUGCAUUAUGAGUACAUGUAUAUUGCUGUAUAAUGCAUUAUGCAAAUGGUCUUCAUAGAAAGUGUUACCAAAAUUCCUUAUACAACCGAUAUACAACCUGUCCUGACCAUAACAUCAUGGAAUACGUCAUAAUGACGUCCCUGCAACCAGUUUUGCCCCAACCAUUGACUGUUGCUGUUUCUUUUCUUAUCCUUGUCACCCACUUGUCCUCAUGUUUCCUCUUCAUCUCUCCCUGUCUCUCCCCGUCUCUCCCCGUCUCUCCCCGUCUCUCCCCGUCUCUCCCUGUCUCUCCCCGUCUCUCCUCAUCUCUCCCUGUCUCUCCCCGUCUCUCCCCGUCUCUCCCCGUCUCUCUUCAUCUCUCCCUGUCUCUCCCUGUCUCUCCUGUCUCUCCCCGUCUCUCCUCAUCUCUCCCCGUCUCUCCCCGUCUCUCCCCGUCUCUCCCUGUCUCUCCCUGUCUCUCCCUGUCUCUCCCUGUCUCUCCCCGUCUCUCCCUGUCUCUCCCCGUCUCUCCCUGUCUCUCCCUGUCUCUCCCCGUCUCUCUUCAUCUCUCCCUGUCUCUCCCUGUCUCUCCCUGUCUCUCCUCAUCUCUCCCUGUCUCUCCUCAUCUCUCCCUGUCUCUCCCUGUCUCUCCUCAUCUCUCCCUGUCUCUCCCUGUCUCUCCUGUCUCUCCACGUCUCUCAGCCUGCUCAACAACUACAUGAUCUGGAACCUGGUGCAGAAAGGAGCGUCCAGUCUAGACCAGCGCUUUGAGAACGCCCAGGACAAGCUGCUAGAGAGCCUGUAUGGAACCAAGAAGGUGUGUUUUUAGGCUGAGUCCUAAAUGGUACCCUAUUCCCUAUGUAGUGCACUACUUUUGACUAGGGCCCAUAUGGCUCUGGUUAAAAGUAGUGCACUAGGGAUAACCCUGCUUCAGGAAAUACCUUGUUAGGGCCAGUUUCCCGGACACAGAUUAAGCCUAGUCCUGGACUAAAAAGAAAUUUCAAUGGAGAUUCUCUGUUGAGCAUGCUUUUUAGUCCUGGACUAGGCUUAAUCUGUGUCAGGGUAACUGGACCUGGUGAUUUUUAUGUGAGACUGUGUUUUGGCUCAUAGCAAGGAAUGUGUGCUGCCACACACUUUUCCAAAAACCAAAAGUAUAGAAUAAACAGCUGGUGAGAAACGUAUCUUGGUUGUGUGUUCGCUCAGUCCUGCACACCUCGAUGGCAGACCUGCAUUGGGAACACAGAUGACACACUCGGCUUCGCCCUGGGAGCGCUCUUUGUCAAAGCGACGUUUGAUAAACACAGCAAAGAGAUUGUGAGUAUAAUAGGCGCACAACUUCAUUUACCUUCUAUUCAAGUGUUUUACCAUCGUGAAUGAUGCAUGACUGUCCCCUAGUGGUUACCAUGUGUAGGCCUAAUGAAAGGUCAUCAUAAGACAUUAUUCAAAUUUUCAUGAAUAAGCUAUUUUAAAUGCUUAUAAAUGUUUACGAAUACUUUGUAUAAUGUUAUAAAUGCUUAUGAAUUGUACAGAUUAUAAUGUUUAUAUAUUUCUUAUAAAUUAUUAUAAAUGUUUACAAUUAAUUAAAUACUAAUUUAGUAAUAGUUCCCUGUCCUGCGGAGGGGAGAGUCAAAUGUAGAGAGAGUAGAGACUGGAUAAAGGAGAGAAACAAACGGAAAUGAAAUGGAGAGAUUGUUAUUGGGUAGAGAAAAGAGGGGCAAGUAGAAGAGAGAGACAUGGAAGGGGAGAGAGAGGAGGCACAGAGGAAGGAUGGGCAGUUUUAUAAAGGUUGGAAAUAGACGUGUGCAAGUGUUCUUGGUUUUUAUUAUCAUUUGGGAGGGAUGGGCUGGUUCAGAUAUGCCGCGGGUAUUUAGUCCAUAUCUAAGUGUAAUUGUAAAAGAAGGAUCUACAUCACCUUUCCCUCUUUCUUCCUUCUUACAUUUCAUUUCUGUCUCUCACCCCACAAUCAGGCAGAGGGGAUGAUCAAUGAGAUCCGUACUGCCUUCAAAGAUGCUCUUGAUCACCUCAAAUGGAUGGACAAACAAACGCGUCAGGCAGCCAAGGACAAGGUCAGAGAUGAAGUUACACACUGGAUAGGCUACGUAUGGGUGCCAGAGGCUAUCUAUGUCUGUGAAAGAAUGUGUGUGUGUGUGUGUGUGUUUGUGUGCGCGUGCCUGUGUGUGUGUGUGUGUGCGCGUGCGUGCAUCCCUGUGCAUGUGUAAGAGAGAGAGGACAGGGAGGGAGUAAUAUGGGUGAACAGUUUACAAUAGAGUAGUUGGAAUAGAUUGAGAGAGCCCUCUUUGUCCUGGCCUCCAAAUAAUGGAACCAGGAAGUUUCUUGUCCCCUUCCUCCAUCUUGCCCUCUCUUAUCCCUUUUGCUCUCUUGGUCUUCAGGCGGACGCCAUCUACGACAUGAUUGGAUUCCCUGACUUCAUCCUGGAACCCAAAGAACUGGAUGAUGUUUAUGAUGGGGUGAGUUGGUGCCUUUUGUUGAGUUGUGUCAUGAUUGAACCCCAUACAUUGAACGCUGGGAUUUCUUCAAACAAGUUGAAGGUGAAAUGACAAGGACACCUUUUGAUGUUUCUGAUCAGUGAGUAAUUCUCUAUCGCCCCUGUCUGUCUGCAUGUAUGUCUGUCUCUCCACAGUAUGACGUCUCGGAAGAAAACUUCUUCCAGAACACACUCAACUUCUACAACUUCUCCGCCAGGGUGAUGGCCGAUCAGCUCCGCAAGCCGCCCAACAGGGACCAGUGAGUCUUCAUCAGCUACACUCAUCAUCAUCAUCAUUAUCAUUAUCAACAUCACCAUCGUCAUUCGAUCGGAAAUUGCACUCUAUUCCCUGUAAAGUGCACAAAUUUGACUCUGGUCAAACACUACAUUAAUUGAGAUGCUGUUUGCUCCAGUGGUGUCUGGUGUCACGGAGGACGGGCUCAUUGUAUUGGCUUGACCGGAAUGAAUGGAACGGUAUCAAACACAUACCAUUCCAUUCAGCCCAUUUCAGAAAUGAAAAUUAGUCGUCCUACUCUCACCAGCUUUCACAGGUUUGCUUUUUUACACACGUCUCUGCCACCUUCCUUCUAGAUGGAGUAUGACCCCUCCCACAGUCAAUGCCUACUACAUGCCAACCAAGAAUGGCAUUGUCUUCCCAGCUGGAAUCCUUCAGGCACCCUUUUAUGCCCAGGAUCACCCCAAGUGAGUGUGUAUGUGUGUGUGCGCGUAUGUGUGCUUGCUUGCUUGCUUUUCUGACCCCAUGUGAAUUCUCUGCAGAGCACUGAAUUUCGGGGGGAUCGGAGUGGUGAUGGGACACGAGCUCACUCAUGCCUUUGAUGACCAGGGUUGGUGAUCGCAUUUAACAGAUUCCACAGAACUCAUGGACGCAUCCUCACAAAACACCCACUGACAAACACACACCAGAAUGCAUGCACAGACAUGAUUACUAGGUGUGCAUGUUUGUAAAGAUUAUUUUGCCUUAAUCAGGCAGGGAAUACGACAAAGACGGGAACCUUCGGCCAUGGUGGCAAAAUUCCUCUGUGGAAGCAUUUAAGAACCGCACGGAAUGCAUGGUGGAGCAGUACAACGGGUUUACCAUCAAUGGGGAGCACAUAAAUGGCAAGCAGACGCUGGGAGAGAACAUUGCUGACAACGGAGGCCUAAAGGCAGCCUAUAAGGUGAGUGGGUCUCCCUACUUGAUAACACAUGUAGUUGCUCACAUACUGUCGGUGUAGUAACUUAGUAAUCACUGUAAUAAUUAUUAACUGUAGUAAAGUUCUGUUAUUUUGUAACAGUAAUGGGUUUACUGCCAAAUCCAUUGCUAUGUAUUUAUAAAGCAAUUGCAUAGUUACUACUAUGUUUUUACUACGGUUAUUACAGUGUUACUUCCCAUGGUGGCAGUGGUGGGAUCCAGGGCAGCAUGACUCUUAUUAUACUAUACUAUACUAUACUUCACCUCAGGGCCAGCAAAGUGGCGAUUCAUGUUUCUAUAGUAAUGGGUUUUUCUGUUGUGUUCAGGCGUACCAGGCAUGGGUGCAGGAGAACGGUGAGGAGAAGAGGCUGCCAGCGGUCAACCUGACCAAUGACCAACUAUUCUUUGUGGGAUUUGCCCAGGUGGGUGAUGGGAGUGUCAACAAGAUGCAUUACACACAUCCUAAUAGAGUUCAUGUAUCAAAUACUAAUGAUUAGGGCUCUGGGUUUGCCUGACCAUAUCAUAAGCUAUAAAACUAAGGGCCAGAGUUUUUCCUUGUCAGGUCACGCUCUCAGGAUGAACUCCUGGCCCUACAUCAUGAUAUAAGGGGGAGAAAUGAGAGUGAAUUCACAUGCAUUUGGGGGUGAAAGUAAGAGUGGAAUAUUACAACUACUGUUGGAGAGGAGAAGUGGACGAACAAAUGUAUAAAACACAAUUUUGGAAACAGAAUGAGUAUAAUAUGCAACAGUUAGGAAGACAGAGAGGAGCAUAAUCUAGCUACUUCCUGUUUUACUUAUCGGGAGACCCUUUCUUCUUCUCUCAGGUGUGGUGUUCCGUGCGAACCCCGGAGAGCGCCCACGAAGGACUCAUGACGGACCCCCACAGCCCCCCAAAAUACCGCGUCAUCGGCACCCUCUCCAACUCGCCAGACUUUGCUGAGCACUUCCAGUGCCCCACUGGCUCCCCUAUGAACUCGGGUCACCGCUGUGUGGUGUGGUAGGGCCUGGGAGAACCAGUGGGGGGUGCUGUCUGUGGAAGCUGCAUGGAGAACCAAGAGGAGGAGGAAGAGAACCUCUAA